Molecule: messenger RNA, 808 nt
Organism: Arabidopsis thaliana (thale cress)
Lineage: Eukaryota; Viridiplantae; Streptophyta; Magnoliopsida; Brassicales; Brassicaceae
Product: Protein phosphatase 2C family protein
Exons: 4
Coding region: 1-639 (212 amino acids)
Molecular function (GO): protein serine/threonine phosphatase activity
Source: RefSeq, marked reviewed
AUGGAGGAUCGGUUCUCCGCUAUCACCAAUCUUCAUGGAGAUCAUAAACAGGCAAUAUUUGGAGUCUAUGUUGGUCAUGGAGGAGUUAAAGCGGCUGAGUUUGCAGCUAAGAACUUAGAUAAGAACAUUGUAGAAGAAGUAGUUGACGCAACGUUUCUUAAGGAGGAAGGUUUUAAGGGUGGUUCAUCCUGUGUCACGGCUUUGGUUAGCGAAGGGAGCCUUGUUGUGUCAAACGCCGGUGACUGUCGUGCUGUUAUGAGUGUAGGAGAGAUGAUGAACGGAAAAGAAUUGAAACCACGGGAGGAUAUGUUGAUACGUUUCACGUUGUGGAGAAUCCAGGGAUCCUUAGUUGUGCCAAGAGGAAUCGGAGAUGCUCAACUUAAGAAAUGGGUUAUAGCUGAACCAGAGACAAAGAUCUCGAGAGUUGAGCAUGACCAUGAGUUCUUAAUCUUGGCAUCACAUGGUUUAUGGGAUAAGGUAAGUAACCAAGAAGCAGUAGACAUUGCUCGUCCCUUCUGCUUACGAACCGAGAAGCCAUUGUUGUUAGCAGCUUGUAAGAAGCUUGUUGAUCUCUCGGCUUCACGAGGCUCGUUUGAUGAUAUCAGUGUGAUGUUGAUCCCAUUGCGCCAGUUCGUAUAGAAAAGAGAGGCAUCUUAGAAGAUUUUAGAUAUAUGACAUUAGAAUUUCUAUGAUUUAGUCCUUUUGUUUUACUUAAUUCACUCAUUCCAAGGUUUUUUCGAGUCAUUUUCAAGGUUUCAUCCUCAAAGGCGAAUUCAAUAGAAAGGGACAUUGCUAUAAGUGUGACAAG